Prionailurus viverrinus (fishing cat) is the source of this 8957-nucleotide messenger RNA. It is a transcript of the gene RSF1, whose product is annotated as remodeling and spacing factor 1. The transcript is spliced from 16 exons. Bases 196 to 4500 code for a protein of 1434 amino acids. The record is from RefSeq and is a predicted model, not a curated record. NCBI's taxonomy places the organism in Eukaryota, Metazoa, Chordata, Mammalia, Carnivora, Felidae. Gene Ontology annotation, cellular component: RSF complex. Gene Ontology annotation, biological process: regulation of DNA-templated transcription.
UCGUCUGGUUGGGUUCUCGACUGCUCCGAGCAGCCGUUGUAUUGUGGGAUCGCGGCGCCGUGCCUGAGACGCUCGGAUCCGCAGGAGAGCCUACUCACUAGCGCCUCCUGUUGUCUGUAAAGCUGCCCUGCCAUUCCUCGGCACCUAACUCCCUCCACCCCCCCCAUCGCCUCCUCCUCCAUCCUCCAGUUCAAAAUGGCGGCGGCGGCAGCAGCGGCGGCCGCGAUGGCUCCUCCGGGCUGCCCGGGUUCGUGCCCCAACUUCGCCGUAGUCUGCUCCUUCUUGGAGCGCUACGGGCCGCUGCUCGACCUGCCUGAGUUGCCGUUCCCUGAGCUGGAGCGGGUGCUGCAGGCGCCGCCGCCGGACGUCGGCAGUGGAGAAGUACCAAAAGAAUUGGUGGAGCUCCAUUUGAAGUUGAUGAGGAAGAUUGGCAAAUCUGUUACGGCAGACAGAUGGGAAAAAUAUUUGAUCAAGAUAUGUCAAGAGUUUAAUAGCACCUGGGCAUGGGAGAUGGAGAAGAAGGGCUAUCUUGAAAUGAGUGUUGAAUGCAAACUAGCGCUCUUAAAGUACCUCUGCGAGUGUCAAUUUGAUGACAAUCUCAAAUUCAAAAACAUUAUCAAUGAGGAAGAUGCUGAUACCAUGCGUCUCCAGCCAAUUGGCCGAGACAAAGAUGGCCUUAUGUACUGGUACCAGUUGGAUCAAGAUCACAAUGUCAGAAUGUACAUAGAAGAACAAGACGAUCAAGAUGGCUCUUCAUGGAAAUGCAUUGUCAGAAAUCGAAACGAGUUGGCUGAGACUCUUGCCCUCCUGAAAGCACAGAUUGAUCCUGUGCUACUGAAAAACUCUAGCCAACAGGACAACUCUUCCCGGGAAAGUCCCAGCUUAGAGGAUGAGGAGACUAAAAAGGAGGAAGAAGCACCUAAACAAGAGGACCAGAAGGAAAAUGAAAAGAUGAAAAGUGAAGAGCAGCCAAUAAAUUCAGAAACCUGCUCCACACCCAGUGCUCUGGAAGAGGCUACUGUGAAAGUAGAAAAGGAGGAUGAAAAGGAACUUGUGAAACUGCCCGUCAUAGUCAAGCUAGAAAAACCUUUGCCAGAAAGCGAGGAUAAAAGGAUUAUUAAAGAAGAAAGCGAUUCCUUCAAGGAAAAUGUCAAACCCACUAAAGUUGAAGUUAAGGAAUUUAGAGCAGAUCCGAAAGAUACCAAAAGUAGCACGGAGAAGCUAGAGCCAGAGAGGCUAGAGUUCGGUGGCAGUGUCAGGUCUUCUCAAGAGAUCACUGAGAAGUCGACUGAAGAAACCGAGAAACUUAAAAAUGACCAGCAGGCCAAGAUACCACUAAAAAAACGAGAAAUUAAACUGAGUGAUGAUUUUGACAGUCCAAUCAAAGGACCUUUGUGUAAAUCCGUUACUCCAACAAAAGAGUUUUUGAAAGAUGAAAUAAAACAAGAGGAAGAGACUUGUAAAAGGAUCUCCACAAUCACUAUUUUGGGUCAUGAAGGGAAACAACUGGUAAAUGGAGAAGUUAGUGAUGAAAAGGUAACUCCAAAUUUUAAAACAGAACAAAUGGAGACAAAGUUUUAUGAUACAAAGGAAGAUAGCUGUAGCCCCUCUAAAGACAGGAGCGUCAUCAUGGAGGGAAAUGGAGCAGAGUCCUUAAAUUCUGUCAUAACGAAUAUGAAAAUAGGUGAUCUUGAGAAGGAAGUGGUCCCUGUGGGGAAAGAUGCAGAUAAUUCAGUAUCAGUCUUAGAGACCCAGAAUCAAAAAGGACAGCUAGAGGAAACCGGUCCUCCAGAAAUGGAAAUCUCUCUUGAGACUUCUGAGAUGGCAAAGGAUCUCUCUUUGAAAACUGCUUUAUCUGCCACUGAAUCUUGCACCCUGAAGGUUGACGAGAAGUCUCCCAAAAGUAAAAAGGAUAAGCGCCCACCAGUCCUAGAAUGUCUUGAAAAGUUAGAGAAGUCCAAAAAAACUUUUCUUGAUAAGGACACACAAAGAUUGAGUCCAAUACCAGAGGAGGUUCCGAAGUAUACUCUAGAAUCAGUAAAGUCAGUCUCUCCCGAGGCAGCGGAAACUUCUGCACCAUCUAACAUGACUGACCACUGUGAGAAGUUAGCCUCAGAAAAAGAAGUGGUAGAAUGUCAGAGUACAAGUUCCAUUGAAGGUCAUUCCCUGGAAAAAACAGACCCAGAAAUUCUAAAAAAGGAUUCUGAAUCCACAAAGGUAGAAACGGAUAAUCUGGACAAUGCCCAGACCUCUGGCACAGAGGAUCCUUCUGAGACAAAGGGUUCUAUGCAAAAAAGCAAAUUUAAAUAUAAGUUGAUUCCUGAGGAAGAAACCACUGCCUCAGAAAACACAGAGAUAACCUCUGAAAGGCAGAAAGAGGGCAUCAAAUUAACAAUUAGGAUAUCCAGUCGGAAGAAGAAGCCAGAUUCUCCUCCCCAAAUUCUAGAACCAGAAACCAAGCAAGAGAAGACAGAAAAGGAAGAAGAGAAAACAAACGUAGGUCGUACCUUGAGGCGGUCUCCAAGAAUAUCUAGACCCACAGCAAAAGUGGCUGAGAUCAGAGAUCAGAAAGCUGAUAAAAAAAGAGGGGAAGGAGAAGAUGAAGUGGAAGAAGAGUCAGCAGCUUCGCAGAAAGCAGACAAAAAAGAAAAUUUGAAAAAAACAGAGAAGGAUACAAAUUCUAAAGUAAGCAAGGUAAAACCCAAAGGCAAAGUUCGAUGGACUGGUUCUCGAACACGUGGCAGGUGGAAAUAUUCUAGCAAUGAUGAAAGUGAAGGGUCGGACAGUGAAAAAUCAUCUGCAGCUUCCGAAGAAGAGGAAGAAAAAGAAAGCGAAGAAGCCAUCCUAGCAGAUGAUGAUGAACCGUGCAAAAAAUGUGGCCUUCCAAACCAUCCUGAACUAAUUCUUCUGUGUGACUCUUGUGACAGUGGAUACCACACUGCCUGCCUUCGCCCUCCUCUGAUGAUCAUCCCAGAUGGAGAAUGGUUCUGCCCGCCUUGCCAACAUAAACUACUGUGUGAGAAAUUAGAAGAACAGUUGCAGGAUUUGGAUGUGGCCUUAAAGAAGAAGGAGCGUGCUGAACGCAGGAAAGAACGUUUGGUGUAUGUGGGUAUCAGUAUUGAGAACAUCAUUCCUCCACAAGAGCCAGAUUUUUCUGAAGAUCAUGAAGAAAAGAAAAAAGAUUCAAAAAAAUCCAAAGCAAACUUGCUUGAAAGGCGGUCAACAAGAACACGGAAAUGUAUAAGUUAUAGAUUUGAUGAAUUUGAUGAAGCAAUUGAUGAAGCCAUAGAAGAUGAUAUCAAAGAAGCUGAUGGAGGAGGAGCCGGCCGAGGAAAGGAUAUCUCCACCAUCACAGGUCACCGUGGGAAAGACAUCUCCACUAUUUUGGAUGAAGAAAGAAAAGAAAAUAAACGACCCCAGAGGGCAGCUGCUGCACGCCGGAAGAAACGCCGGCGACUAAAUGACCUGGACAGUGACAGUAACCUGGAUGAAGAAGAGAGUGAGGAUGAAUUCAAGAUCAGUGAUGGAUCUCAGGAUGAGUUUGUUGUAUCUGAUGAAAACCCAGAUGAGAGUGAAGAAGACCCACCGUCUAAUGAUGACAGCGACACUGAUUUCUGUAGCCGAAGACUGAGGCGACAUCCUUCCCGGCCAAUGAGGCAAAGCAGGCGUUUGCGGAGAAAGACCCCAAAGAAAAAGUACUCUGAUGAUGAUGAAGAGGAGGAGUCUGAAGAGAAUAGUAGAGACUCUGAAAGUGAUUUUAGCGAUGAUUUUAGUGAUGAUUUUGUAGAAACUCGGCGAAGGCGGUCAAGGAGGAAUCAGAAAAGACAAAUUAACUACAAAGAAGAUUCCGAAAGUGAUGGUUCCCAGAAGAGUUUACGACGUGGUAAAGAAAUCAGACGAGUUCACAAGCGCAGGCUUUCCAGCUCAGAGAGUGAAGAGAGCUAUAUGUCCAAGAACUCUGAAGAUGAUGAGCUAGCUAAAGAAUCAAAGCGGUCAGUUCGAAAGCGGGGUCGAAGCACAGAUGAAUAUUCAGAAGCAGAUGAGGAAGAAGGCAAACCAUCCCGAAAACGGCUACACCGGAUCGAGACAGAUGAGGAGGAGAGUUGUGACAACGCUCAUGGAGAUGCAGAUCAGCCUGCCCGUGACAACCAGCCCAGGGUCCUGCCCUCAGAACAAGAGAGCACCAAGAAGCCCUACCGGAUAGACAGUGAUGAGGAAGAGGACUUUGAAAAUGUAGGCAAAGUGGGGAGCCCUUUGGACUAUAGCUUAGUGGACUUGCCUUCCACCAAUGGACAGAGUCCUGGCAAAGCCAUUGAGAACUUGAUUGGCAAGCCAACUGAGAAGCCUCAGACCCCCAAGGACAACAGCACAGCCAGUGCAAGCCUGGCCCCCAAUGGGACAAGUGGUGGGCAGGAGGCAGGGGCACCAGAAGAGGAGGAAGAUGAGCUUUUAAGAGUGACUGACCUUGUUGAUUAUGUCUGUAAUAGUGAACAGUUAUAAGACUUCUUUUCCAUUUUUGUGCUAAUUUAUUCCACGGUAGCUCUCACACCAGCGGGCCAGUUAUUAAAAGCUGUUUUAUUUUUCCUAGAAAACUCCACUACAGAAUGACUUUUUAGAAGAAAAAUUUCAACAAACCCUGAAGUCUUUCUGUGAAGUGACCAGUUUUGAACUUUGAAGAUAAAUAAUUGCUGUAAAUUCCUUUUGAUUUUCUUUUUCCAAGUUCAUGGUCCUUGGUAAUUUCAUUCAUGGAAAAAAUCUUAUUAUAAUAACAACAAAGAUUUGUAUAUUUUUGACUUUAUAUUUCCUGAGCUCUCCUGACUUUGUGAAAAAGGGUGGAUAAGAAUGCAUUCCGAAUCUGUGAGGGCCCAAAACAGAAUUAGGGGUGGGAGAAGGCACUUGUGCUUUAGCUUUUUCAUAUUAAAUAUAUAUUAUAUUUAAACAUUCAUGGCAUAGAUGAUGAUUAACAGACUGUUUAAAAGUUCAAGUCUGUGUUGUUGCAGUUUGAGAACUGUAGAUAACAUCAUACAUACAUCAUUUAGUAACAGCAUCCAUGAUAUCAGCUUGUUUACUAUCAGAGAUAACCACACUUAAUAAAGAAGAGAUGGAGAAAGUACCAUCAUUAAAAACUCUAACCUGAGUUUCUGUUAUAGCGGAGUUCCUUGUUUUAAAAAAAAAUCAUCUGAAAAACAUUUGUACAGUAAAAUGUAUAAUGAAGCUUUGACAACCAGAUUGUGCUAGCAGCAAAUUUUUUUUAAACAGCUUUAUGCAGUGGUGAUGAGGUGGCCUCUAAUCUAAUAUACUAUCAAUGAAGAGUUAUUAGUGAUAUAAAUGUGGUCUUUCUUUAGGCCCAGGUGGACUGUAAACUUUGCAGAUAGUGUAACUCUGGUCUUCUGGCCACUUAAUAUUUAAAUAUCUGAAAUAGCCCAUUUUGAAAGAAAUACAUCUAUACAUAACAUACAUGAAGAGAUGCUAAGCUGACAGCGGUAUUUUAGCACAUUUGAAAUGGGGAAAGGAUUUUCAGGUGAAUUUUAACUGGUCUAUUCUUGCCCUUAGUAUCUACUUCAAAUUGAAGUCUACAAACAAAGCAGUUCCUUUGGGAGGUUUUUAGUUUGAGUUUUAGCAUGUAUGUGUGUGUAUAUGUGUGUGUGUAUGUGUGUGCAUUGGAAUUUCCUAUCUGCCUGGAUAUAUUAGCAGGGUUUGAAUGUAGUUUUGGCCUUUGGCCAUUAGACUUCUAUUAAAAUUCAUUAAUAGUCACAUGACCAACAGAGUUGAUUGAGAACCGCCAAUAUACUUAAUAGGCAUGACAUCCAUUUCAAACAUCUCAAUGCUUUAAUGAAAGAUGAGCCCUUUGUUUCAAGAAAAAAGGGGUUUAUAACUAAAUAUCUAACAUGUAAUUGACACUAAAAUAUGAACUUUGUCUUAUUACUGUUACAGCUGUAAAAUUUCAGGCAGAGCCAUAAAUAACAUUGUAUAAAGUGUAGCACUUGUGAUUAAACCUUGCCUGUCAAAUUCUGAAACCUUCAGCCAUUACUUCUGUGAAUACUUUUGCCCCGGGAUUUGGGUUUUUCUGUUCCAGUGUUGUGUCUGUUGCCGGCAACAGACACACAUAUCUGCUGCUGGCCCAAGGAACUUUGUUAAUUUUUCUUUCCAAAUUAAGCAUUAUAUGUGCUAGUCAGUGUAUAGUAAAGCACUUCUCUUUUUUAUUAUUAAAAAGCUGGCAUUAGACUUGCAUUAUAAAUACCUCUCUAGAAACUUUAUACUCCUUUUCCUUCCUCAACAGGUGUUGCCCUGAAGUCUUAUCUUUUGGCCUUGAAAGUUUAUAGCUGUUGUUUUUCAUUUGUUGGUUCUUUUGUUUGUUUUGUUUUGUUUCACUUUAGUUCUGUAGUACCUGCCCAUUAAUAUUUUUGCUUUGAUUCUAGCAAUGUAUAUGUAUCUGUAUAAAAAAUAAAAUAAUGAAAGCAGCCUAAAAAUAGGAUGCACCAAUAGCAUGUGGUUCCAAGCAAGUUGUGAUUUUUAUUUUGAGACAAUGUUCCACUGGAAGGGAGGGAAGGGCUUAACAUUUACAGACAGUAGAGCAGGGUUAUGUAAGGAACCAUACUCACUUACCAGGCCUCGUUUCUAGCCAGGUUUGUUCAUUUAUUUGAAAGUCAGUUAAGAAUGUUAGCCUUUUUAACUGUCUAACAGGCAGGCAAUACAAGAAUUCCUACUAGUGCAAGGUAAGUGGUUAGAAUGUGCAGGUGGCCUCUCCUGCCAUUCUUCCUCUACCAUUUUCGUCCUGCAGCUGGGUAAAGCCACUACCGUGUAGAAAUUCCCAUAUACCCUGUCUCUACCUCUGGACACACCAGCUCCUGCUUCCACCACUCUAUAGUUAAGCAAGCGAUAAGAAGUGUUCGAUGGGUAGAUUAUUUAUUUUACAGGAUGCCUAAUGUGAAAUAAGGAGUUAUUUUUACCCUUCUCCUGCAGAGUAAAAGGUCAUCGUUAGAGCAAAGACUGAGUAUUCAAUUUAGCAUAGUUCCACUGACAUGGGUUAUGAUACCACUUUUGCUGCCUAUUAAUUUACUGAACUUGAAUUAAAUGUUUGUGAACUUGAUAGUGAAUGUCUGCCUGCUAACCUUACAUUCUGAUUAAGCCAAUUAACUGUUUCAUCUACAAAGACUGCAGAAGCCUCUGAUACUUAUAAGUUAUUAUGCAGACAGAUUAAUUGUGGGCGGUUAAAUGUUGAACAGUUCAAAAACAGUUCUGCUGCUUGGUGACUAGAUUUAGUCCCUCAUGGAGUCUUGUGUUCACUGAAAUGUCACCUGAACAUGCUUUGAAGAAGUUAAAAAAAAAUGUUAGGAAAAAGUCAUUGUUCUGUAUCCAAAGAUAUAAUUCAGUCAUUAGGAACUGGACAGAGUAUAAGCAAGCGGCUCAUUUGAGUUUAGAACAUCGUGGAUCCUUAGAGUACUAACCACGGAUUUAGAUUCAUCAUAGCUGCUAUAUAAUAGAGCCCUUUAAUACUUUCAUCUUUUUUAAAUACAGAUGGACUCCCAAUGUCAAACUCCACAAUCUAUAGUGCUCGUAUUAAGGGGAGAUGCUGUUUAGUACUCAGGAUAUUUCGUUUGCAAUUUCCGUAAAGGUUUGAAAACUAGCCAAAUUUUCACAAAGCAGAAGCUUUCAAGUAAAAUAUAUGAAAGGAAAUCAGACUGAAAAUACACAUUUUGGUUUUGUAGACUUGUGUUGACAAAAUAGUGUUUAGUGUAAAACAUUCUCCGUUGUUGGCACAUUAUUAGAGAAUGAUGGCAGAGAUAUUUUCAAGAGUAUACCUGAUAAUACUGAGGUUGUGUUUCCUUGACACAUCUCUUUCCAGCUGGUCAAGGUUGCAGAUGCAGAGAAGAAAGAGGAGUUGCAUUUAGAAUAAAUUCAUGUCUACUGAUAGUCUUUUUUUUUUUUUUUUAAUAUGACCUGCCAAAGAACCAAGGACUUCGAAUGCUAAAGACGUUGUUGAAAAAAACAAUUUUUAAACAAGUUAAUUUUAAAAGGAUAUUAUAAGCUCCAGUUUUCACUUUUGGGUUGAUAGGACCCAUCCCUAUUAUAAUAUGCAUUUGAACAAAGUAUACGUAUUAAAAAUAUAUAUAGGCGUGUACUUAUUUAGAGGUAAAAUGGUGGGGAAAUGUUACCGAUUUUUAAAUGGGAUUGAUGGAAUUUACUUUGUCAUAAAGAAUGCCUUUUUAGCUUAUGUUUGUGGGGUUAAGAGAUGUUAACCAUUAGCUAGUUCUACCAUAUGACUGAAAGGAACACAGUGAAUCUGUAAGUCUAAUAUUUAGAAAAAGUGAACUGUACCCUUCAACAACACAGUGGAACAGGUCCAUGAUUGCCUCACAGCUAUAGAACACGUAUUCAAAGACCCAGAUCUUUUUUUUAAUAGAAUAUACAUACAUGUAUGUAUAUAUAUAUAUAUAUAUAAGUUAAUAUGUAUAUACAUACUUUAGAUGUUAGCAGAAAUGAAAAGUGAGUUUCAAAUCAUUAAUUGACAUUGUAAAAAGACAUAAGACAAAUAAUUGUAACUGAUGUGGAAUUAUGAACAUUUAAUUGCAGAAAGUCUAGAGAAACAUAGUGAAGUUUCUCUUCUUGGUUUGACAUUCUAAAAAAAUAUUCCUGGUUCUCUAAGAAGUAAGAAUGCCAAGACUGCAUAUCUGCUGUAAUCUAUCUAGUCCUCUGCUUAAUAUUGUUCUUAAACUUUGUUAGAAUAAAAUCCAUUCCUAUUUUAUCCACCAUUCCCAGUGUGUACCUGUAAACCUACUUUGGAAGUGGCAAUUCAUCUGCUGAUUUUCUUAUUUUUAUACCAAUCCUGAAAGACAAGGCCCUUUGCUAUCAAUGUAUUUAAGCUGGGUUAUUAUAUGUACACUUAAUAGUCUGUUUUUGAAAUAUUUCACUUCAACUUAAAUGAUAAUUUAACAUUUUUUGAGUGCCAAGAAUUG